Messenger RNA from Dromiciops gliroides (monito del monte), 1536 nucleotides. Its product is annotated as transcriptional enhancer factor TEF-3-like. Gene Ontology annotation, cellular component: transcription regulator complex. Gene Ontology annotation, molecular function: RNA polymerase II cis-regulatory region sequence-specific DNA binding; DNA-binding transcription factor activity, RNA polymerase II-specific. The record is from RefSeq and is a predicted model, not a curated record. Gene Ontology annotation, biological process: hippo signaling; regulation of transcription by RNA polymerase II; embryonic organ development. NCBI's taxonomy places the organism in Eukaryota, Metazoa, Chordata, Mammalia, Microbiotheria, Microbiotheriidae.
AUGCUAGGCCACGGGGGUACAGAGACAAGAAAAGGAGACCCUGCCUUCAAACAGUUUAACUUCUACUCCGAAGAGGGGGACACACAGGUCUUGGGGGGACACGCAGGUAUCGGAGGAGGAAGCAGACACUCAUGGCCCCAGGAGGAGGAGGCCCCUGAGCUGAGCCUUAAAGGGAGUCUCAUCCCCCAUCCUGGGACAGCAGGUAAAACGGGUCCUUCUCCAAGCGGAGCCUUGGAGGGCCUGGCCGGCACCAUUACCUCCAACGAGUGGAACUCUCCCACCUCCCCUGAGGGGAGCAACGUCUCCCAGGGCAGUGAGACUUUGGACAAACCCAUCGUCAAUGAUGCAUAGGGUGUGUGGAGUCCUGACAAUGAGCAGAGCUUCCAAGAGGCCCUUGCCAUCUACCCACCCUGUGGCAGGCGCAAGUUCAUAUUAUCAGAUGAGGGCAAGAUGUAUGGCCGGAACAAGCUGAUUACUCACUACAUUAAGAUCCAGACUGGGAAAACUCGAACCAGGAAGCAGGUAUCUAGCCACAUCCAGGUGCUGGCCCGUCGGAAAGCCCGGGAGAUCCAAGCCAAGUUAAAGCAGCUAGGAAAGGAUCAGGCAGCUAAGGACAAAGCCCUGCAGAAUAUGAAAACCAUGUCAUCUGCUCAGAUCAUCUCUGCUACAGCCUUCCACAAUAAAAUGGCCCUUACCCGGGGACCAGCCUACCCAGCAGUCUCAGGGUUUUGGCAAGGAACUUUGCCAGGCCAAGCCGGAACGUCCCAUGAUAUGAAACCUUUCUCUCAACAAACCUAUGCUGUUCAGCCUCCGCUCCCUCUGCCAGGGUUUGAAUCUCCUGCUGGUUCCACCCUGUUGCCAUCAACCCCUCCAUGGCAAGGCCGAAGUGUGGCCAGCUCCAAGGUCUGGAUGUUGGAGUUCUCUGCCUUCUUGGAGCAGCAACAAGACCCAGACACGUAUAACAAGCACCUGUUUGUACACAUUGGCCAGUCCAGUUCCAACUACAAUGACCCCUACCUCGAAGCGGCGGACAUCCACCAGAUCUACGACAUUCCAGAUAAGAAGGGAGGACACAAGGGGCUCUUUGAACGAGGACCCUCAAAUGCCUUCUUCCUCGUCAAGAUCUGGGCUGACCUCAACACCAACAUCGAGGACGAAGGCAGCGCUUUUUAUGGGAUCUCCAGUCAGUAUGAGAGUCUUGAGAACAUGAUCAUCACUUGCUCCACCAAAGACUGCUCUUUUGGCAAACAGGUUGUGGAGAAAGUAGAGACAGAGUACGCCGGCUAUGAGAAUGGCCACUACUCCUACUGGAUUCAUCGGUCUCCUCUCUGUGAAUAUAUGAUCAACUUCAUCCAGAAGCUAAAGCACCGGCCAGAGAAAUAUAUGAUGAACAGUGUAUUGGAGAACUUGACUAUACUGCAGGUGGUCACCAACAGAGAUACCCAAGAAACCCUACUAUGUAUUGCAUAUGUGUUUGAAGUGUCUGCAAGUGAGCAUGGAGCCCAACAUCACAUCUACCGGCUGGUGAAAGAAUAA